Messenger RNA from Micromonas commoda, 2346 nucleotides. RefSeq lists its product with no specific name. Gene Ontology annotation, biological process: translational initiation. The transcript has a single exon. The coding region runs from base 1 to 2346 and encodes 781 amino acids. The record is from RefSeq and is a predicted model, not a curated record. Lineage: Eukaryota; Viridiplantae; Chlorophyta; Mamiellophyceae; Mamiellales; Mamiellaceae. Gene Ontology annotation, molecular function: GTP binding; translation initiation factor activity; GTPase activity.
AUGGGUCGAGGGGGCGGACGCGGCGGCUUCGGCGGUCGCGGUCGCGGCGACGGGCCCUCCGCGUUCCGCGGCGGCCGUGGCGGCCGCGGCGGCUUCGGCGGCGACCGCUCCUUCGGCAACGACGGCGGCGGCGGCCGCGGCGGAGCGGACUCGAGGGCCAAGAACUUUGGCGCAAACGCGCCCAAGGGGGGCCGAGGCGCCGCCGCUUGGAGGAACAAGCGAGGCGGCGGCGGCAGGCCCAGGCCGUCUUUCUCCGACGCCUCCGGAUCCGAUCAGAUGGCGCGCAGGCGCAGCGGCAAGGCGGCGCGCGCCGCGAAGCGCCGCGAGACCGCCGAGGCUAACAAGGCCGUCGCCGUCGAGAUCCUCGAGAUCCCCCCCGCCGGGAUGGACAUGGAUCAGCUGUGCGAGGACCUGGCGACGACGCAGGCGGAGGUGAUCAAGGUGCUCUUCAUGAAGGGCAUCGCCGUGCAGAUGGGCCAGGUGCUGGACAAGGAGACGGUCAUCGCCGUCGCCGAGGCGCAGGGCGUCGAGUGGAUCGACGAGCAGGAGCGGGGCGUCGCGGACGCGGCUCGCAAAAUAACGUCCUUCUACGAGGACGAGGACGACGACGACCUCGAGGACAGGCCGCCGGUGGUCACCAUCAUGGGCCACGUCGACCACGGCAAGACGUCGCUUCUCGACUACAUCCGCAAGUCCAAGGUGGCCGCGGGCGAGGCUGGCGGGAUCACGCAGGCCAUCGGCGCGUACCAGGUGAGCACCUACGUCAACGACGAGGAGCGCAACAUCACCUUUCUGGACACCCCGGGGCACGAGGCGUUCUCCGCGAUGCGCGCCCGAGGCGCCCGCGUCACCGACAUCGCCAUCGUCGUCGUCGCCGCGGACGACGGCGUCAGGCCGCAGACCAAGGAGGCCGUCUCGCACGCGCGCGCGGCGGGUGUGCCGCUCAUCAUCGCCGUCAACAAGAUGGACAAGGAGGCGGCGAAUCCCGACAGGGUUCGAGACGAACUCGCCGCGCUCGAGGUCGUGUGCGAGGAAUGGGGCGGCGACGUUCCUUUCAUCCCGGUGUCCGCCAAGACGGGCAUGGGCAUCGAGUCCCUCCUCGAGACCGUCGCGCUGACCGCGGAGGUGGAGGAGCUCGUCGCGAACCCGGCGUCCAACGCCAGGGGCACCGUGGUGGAGGCGUACCUGGACAAGCAGAGGGGCGCCAUGGCCACGCUGCUGGUCCAGAACGGUACCCUGCGCAUGGGCGACGCGGUGCUCGUGGGCUCCAACUGGGGCAAGGUUCGCGCCAUCCAGGACGCCUACGGGAACAAGCUGGAGGAGGCUGGGCCGUCCACGCCCGUGCAGAUCAUGGGCCUCGGCGGCGUGCCGAUGGCGGGUGAGGAGUUUGACGUCAUGGACAGCGAAACCGAGGCGAAGGACAUCGCCGCCGAGCGAGCGUCCAAGGAACGCAUCAACACCAUCGAGGGCAACACCGUCUCGCUGUCGAACCUCGCCGCCGCUAAGGACGACGAAGACGGCGUGCAGACCAUCAACCUCAUCGUCAAGACGGACGUCUCCGGCUCGGUGGAGGCGGUCAAAGCGGCGCUCGGAGCGCUCCCGCAGGACAGGGUGCUCCUCCGAUUUUUGCACACCGCCGCGGGGGAGGUGACGGAGAGCGACAUCGAUCUCGCCGCCGCGUCCGAGGGCAUCAUCCUCGCGUUCAACACCACCGUCAGCGAGAAGGUGAACGACCGCGCCAAGGGCGCGCGGGUCGAGGUGCGAUCCUACGACGUCAUCUACGGCCUCGUGGACGAGGUCAGGGCCGCGAUGGAGGGCAAGCUCUCCGGCGUUAAGGACGAGGUGUUUGUCGGCAAGGCUGAGUGCAAGGCGGUCUUCGGCGGCGGCAACGCCAAGGUGGCGGGCUCGCUCGUGCUCGAGGGACAGCUCACGAUGGGCGCGAACCUCCGCGUGACGCGCAAGAACAAGGAGAUGUACCUCGGCAAGGUUGGCUCGCUUCGCAGGAUCAAGGACAAGGUGAAGAAGGUGGAAGCCGGGCUGGAGUGCGGAGUCGGCGCCGAACCCGAGUGGGGCGACUGGAAACCCGGCGACAUCAUCGAGUGCUUCGACCUCGUCGACAGGGUCCAGACGCUCGAGAGCGCAUCCGACGAUCUCUCGAAGAAGGUUGACGAGAUCAAGGCGGCGGAGGAGAAGGCCAAGGCUGCCGCCGCCGCCGCCACCGCCGCCGCGGCCAAGGACAAGGUUGAAGACGAGGAGGACGGGGACUCCAGCCUCGGCGGCCAAGGCGGCGGCAGCAGAAGCAAGGGGAAGAGUAGGAGCAGGCAGAAGGCCGGCACUCGUCGCUAA